This is a messenger RNA of Rhizophagus irregularis DAOM 181602=DAOM 197198, 575 nucleotides long. NCBI's taxonomy places the organism in Eukaryota, Fungi, Glomeromycota, Glomeromycetes, Glomerales, Glomeraceae. The record is from RefSeq and is a predicted model, not a curated record.
AUGGAAUCUCCAGAAUCGAAUAUUCCUCAAAUUCCUCCCAGUAAUCCCAGUAAUCCUCAAUGGCCACCGUCUCCACAAUCUCCACAAUCUCCAUUUUUCCCACAAUCUCCACUAUCUCCACAAUCUCCAUUUUUCCCACAAUCUCCACUAUCCCCACAAUCUCCAUUUUUCCCACAAUCUCCACUAUCCCCACUAUCACCACUAUCCCCGCAAUCACCACUAUCUCCGCAAUCUCCACUAUCUCCGCAAUCUGAACUAUUCCUACUCUAUCAAUACCAAUACCAACAAGCACCACAGACUCCACAAACACCACAAACACCACAGUCUCCACAAUACCAGCAAUUCGAACCACAAUCCCCACAAUCCCCACAAUCAUUACAAUUACCACAAUUAUCAUCUGAUGAGGAUCUAUUUGAUUCUUCUCCUUCUCCUUCAAUUAAUCCGGAUAUCUAUUAUGGAAAUGAAAUUCAUUCAGAACCACUUUAUUACUCUUGUGAUUUGCCUCCAUUAUUUUCUGAGAUUGAUUACUUUUUUGGUGGUGAGCAAUCACCAUAACUUUAACGCGUUUGUUUCUU